Molecule: messenger RNA, 1977 nt
Organism: Populus euphratica (Euphrates poplar)
Lineage: Eukaryota; Viridiplantae; Streptophyta; Magnoliopsida; Malpighiales; Salicaceae
Gene: HKL1
Product: hexokinase-like 1
Exons: 9
Coding region: 339-1865 (508 amino acids)
Biological process (GO): intracellular glucose homeostasis; carbohydrate metabolic process
Cellular component (GO): mitochondrion; cytosol
Molecular function (GO): ATP binding; hexokinase activity; D-glucose binding
Source: RefSeq, a predicted model, not a curated record
AAAAAGAAAAAAAACCAUUCCAUUCUCUCUCUCUCUCUCCCACAAAAAAAAAACUCCUCCUAACACUUACCUGUAAAAUCUUAUUAUAAAAAAAGAGUCUUUUAAGCCUUUCCUCGAACUGUUCAUCUACAAACAGGCACCUUCACCGGCGAUUGUCUCUCGCCGCUGAAUCCUCAUCAAGUGUUUAACUUUUCCUAUCUGGGUUUCAUUCAGAUAGUUCAUUUACAUAGCAAAGUUGCAAUGUUUCACAAUGAAACGGUGUCGGUUUCCUGUUUCUUUGGACCGGUGACCGUAUAGUGAUAAGUUGGUAAGCGGUAUAGUUGGAUAAUUGGGGCGUGAUGGGGAAGGUGGCGGCGGGAGUGGCGGCGGCUGCGGCGGCGGCGGCUUGUGCGGUGGCGGGAGUGGUCGUGGGCAGGAGGGUACGGAGUAGGAGGAAGUGGAAGAGAGUGGUAGGAGUGCUGAGAGAGUUAGAAGAAGCAUGUGAGACACCAGUUGGGAGGUUAAGGCAAGUAGUGGAUGCUAUGGCUGUGGAGAUGCACGCUGGCUUGGCGUCUGAAGGUGGCUCGAAGCUUAAAAUGUUACUCACUUUUGUUGACCAUUUACCUAGGGGGAGUGAGAUAGGAACUUAUUAUGCUCUAGAUCUUGGGGGUACUAAUUUUAGGGUCUUGCGGAUUCAGCUAGGAGGUAGAAGAUCUUCAAUCUUGUCUCAAGAUGUGGAGCGACAACCCAUUCCCCAGCACUUGAUGACAAGCACAAGUGAGGAUCUCUUUGAUUUUAUUGCUUCAACCUUAAAGCAAUUCGUUGAAAAAGAAGAAAGUGGUUCUGAGCCUUCUUCAGUUAGAGCAAGGGAGCUUGGGCUUACAUUUUCUUUUCCAGUGAAACAAUUGUCUAUGCAUUCAGGUAUCCUUGAGAAAUGGACAAAAGGAUUUGCCAUUGAAGAUAUGGUUGGAAAAGAGGUGGUUGCACUUUUAGAAGCAGCAUUAGUCAGGAGUGGUUUAGACAUGCAUGUUGCAGUAUUGGUAAAUGAUACUGUGGGAACCUUAGCACUUGGACAUUAUGAUGAUGCUGACACUGUUGCUGCUGUGAUAAUUGGAACGGGUACUAAUGCCUGUUAUUUAGAGCGGGCAGAUGCCAUCAUAAAGUGUCAAGGUGUUCUUACAACUUCGGGAUGCAUGGUUGUUAACAUGGAAUGGGGAAAUUUCUGGUCAUCCCAUUUGCCACGAACUUCUUAUGAUAUUGAUUUGGAUUUGGAAAGCCCUAACCCAAAUGAUCAGGGUUUUGAGAAAAUGAUAUCAGGAAUGUACCUAGGUGACAUUGUUCGGAGAGUUAUUCUUAGAAUGUCGCAAGACUCAGAUAUAUUUGGACCUGUUUCCUCCAGAUUAUCAAUCCCCUUUAUUUUGCAAACACCCUUGCUGGCUGCAAUGCAUGAGGACGACUCUCCUGAACUGAAAGAAGUAGAUAAGAUCUUGAAAGAAACCCUGGAGAUUUCAGAGGUCUCUUUGAAGGUCCGAAAGCUUGUUGUAAGAGUAUGUGACGUUGUGACCCGUAGGGCUGCUCGAUUGGCAGCUGCUGGCAUAGUGGGAAUCUUGAAGAAGAUCGGACGGGAUGGAAGUGGAGGCAUCACUGGUGGAAGAAGUAGAAGUGAUGUAAAAAUGAGAAGAACAGUUGUUGCGAUUGAAGGGGGUUUGUAUACGAGUUAUACAAUGUUCAGAGAGUACUUGCAUGAAGCCCUGAAUGAAAUACUGGGAGAAGAUGUGGCCCAACAUGUCAUUCUUAAAGUUACAGAAGAUGGAUCAGGCAUUGGCGGAGCUCUCCUUGCUGCCGCAUAUUCAUCCGGCGGUGUGGAUAACGUACGGUUGCCAUAAAUAUAUAUUAUUUAUAUACAUAUAGCUCCCUUGUAAAUGUAGAAUUCUUUCAAUAUCUUCAUAUAUAUAAAAGGGUUUGUCAAAAAGAAAAAACUUGUCAUCUUUCUAAUGA